GACGACCUCGACGACCUCCUCCUCUCAUGCCGUUACGGCGACCUCGAUGAUGUCCGCGCCUUCAUAGACGCACACGGUCCCGCACCUCUCUCCACCGCCCGCGAUGCGUUAGGCAACUCCGUCAUCCACAUGUGCGCUGCCAACGGCCACCCUUCGACAGACAUCCUCACAUACCUCCUCCCCCUCCUCGAUGACCCCGCCACCCUCCUCUCCGCACCCAACGCCGCACAGAGCACACCCCUCCAUUGGGCCGCACUCAACCGCCAGCUCCCCGCCGCCCGCGCCCUCGUCGAGUGUCCGCGCGGGCCCGGCGCGAUCCUCAUCGACGCCAAGAACGCCGCGGGCCGCACGCCACUCGGCGAGGCCGAGCUUGCUGGGUGGGACGAGGGCGCGCAGUGGUUUGUCGAAGUCAUGUCGCUGGACGAGCACGGUGUUGGCGAGGAAGCCGGCGCGGAGGAUGUGCCAGAAUCG
This is a messenger RNA of Coniophora puteana RWD-64-598 SS2, 471 nucleotides long. RefSeq lists its product as uncharacterized. NCBI's taxonomy places the organism in Eukaryota, Fungi, Basidiomycota, Agaricomycetes, Boletales, Coniophoraceae. The record is from RefSeq and is a predicted model, not a curated record. The transcript has 2 exons. The annotation marks the transcript as partial. Gene Ontology annotation, molecular function: protein binding.